AUGGUGCGGGCCGGCCCUGUGUCCGGGUCCGGAGAGGCCCCCAACGGUCCGCUGUUCAGGACCAUGGCCCAGUCCUACGGCCUCAACCGCGACGACCUCCUGUUCGACUGGCUCGACAGCGAUACCACCUCCGCGGCCUUCCAGUCCUACGUCUCCGAGGACCGAGUCUACUUCACCACCCACGGCCCCCUCGACUCGGGCCUCACCGGCACCGACGCCGGCGCGCUCACCCAGGUCCCCCUCGCCGGCGGCGCGCUGGUCGUGGCCUACCGCCUGACUGGCUCCUCCCCGACGCCGCUCGGUGACCAGGCCCAGCUCGUGCUGGACGGCCCCACGCUGGCCCGGGUCUGGUCCGGCGCCGUGGUGCGCUGGAACGACUCGGCCAUCGCCGAGCUCAACCCCUAUCUGGUGGCCAACGGCCUCCUGCCCGACGCCGACAUCACCCUGUACUACAGCGACGACGUCCGGGGCAGCCUCAGCGACCUGUUUCUGGGCUACGUCUGCUCCCACGAAACAAGCCCAGCGGCGUGCCAGGCCGGCGGAUUCGCAGGGCUGGUGCCCAGCGGCCGCAGCUUUGCGUCGACACAGCGCGCAGCAGAUGUGAAGGCCACGCCCAACAGCCUCACCUUUCUGGGCCUGGCGGAGGCCACCGCCGCCCAGCUGAGCGUCGCCGCAAUGCGGGCCAACGGCACCACCAAGGUCCAGCCCACCGCCACCUCCAUCACCUCCGCCAUGACCGACGCCACGGCCCAAUUCAACAGCCUCGCCGCCGCCGCCAACACCACCAACGCCGCCGCUGCCGCCACCACCGCAGUUCUGGGCCUGCUGCCGGCCAAGGCCGUGACUUCGUGGCCCAUGACCUACCUGGUCUACGGCACCUUCUUCGCGGCGUCGAACAGCAGUUCGCAGUGCCUGUACCUCAACGAGUACCUGCUGUGGCUCAGCUGGAUGCUGCUCAAUGACAACGCGGCCACGUCGGCCGCCGGCACCCACCACCCGAUCGUGCCCUACGACUGGAAGCGCACCGUACUGGACAGCUUGUCGACGGUCACCUGCCUGGGCCGGCAGGUGUCGAGCACGGCCUACCUGGUGGGCAUGGGCUCGUCCAACCCGCUGCCCACGCUGGGCCGCUACUACCCGGCCUCGCGGUUCGUGCUCAAGUACUUCAUCGGCAACACGGACGCCAGCGUGAAGAGCCUGGCCGAGGGCACGAUCGACUUUGGCCAGACCAGCGCGCCGAUCUCGGCCGAGCGCAUGCAGCAGGCGCCGGACAUCAUGACGGUGCCGGCCAUGUGCUGGGGCAUCGUGCCGGCCUACAACCUGCCCGAGCUGGUGGGCCUGCCCUUCGCCGGCCUCCGCAUGAACUGGAGCCUCAUCUCCGACAUCUAUCUGUCGCACGUGACGAUGUGGAACGACGCGCAGAUCGCAGAGCUGAACCCGGAGGUGGCGGGCCUGCUGCCCAACCGCACCAUCAAGAUCGUGUACCAAAUCAACCGGUCGACCGUGUCGCUGGUCUUCAACCGAGCCAUCAGCGCGGUGGUGCCCGAGUACGCAUCGGUGAUCGGCCCGGUCAACCACUUUGACAACUCGUCGGCGGCCCAGAGCGACCGCGGCAUCGGCGUCCAGGGCUUCGGCUUCCCGCAGGCCAUCGAGGCCAACACCGACAGCUUCGGCCUAUGCACUUCGAUGGAAGUCAAGGGCAAAAUAAGCGGAAUCUACAUGACAAACCCGGCCGGCAACUGGGUGACCGCGUCGGCCGCGUCGGUGCUGUCGGCCAUCGAGGACUACAAGGCCGAGCUGGACCUCAUCACCUUCCUCCACGGCCCCGGCCCGCAGUCGUUCCCCAUCACCCUGCUCACGGCCGUCACGGUGCGAUCGCGGUCCAUGACCGACUGCGCCAAGGCCGCGGUGCUGGUCGACUGGCUCUACUGGAUGCAGACCAGCGCCGUCGGGCGCGACAUCCUCGAUUCGUCGAAUUAUGUGCCGGCCUAUCCGUUCGAGGGAUUCCUUAACGUGCUUCGGCUGAAGCUGAUCAACGUCACGUGCCAGGGCGUGGCGGUGAGCUCACUGGUCGGCUGCGUCGACGAGACCGACGGCCGGCUGUGUUCGGACCACGGGACCUGCGCCACCGGCGGCCGCUGCCUGUGCCGCGAGGGCUGGGCCGGCCGCUUGUGCGAGCUCGAGGCCGCGUCGUUGUCUGGCGACGGCUCGGACUCCCAGACGACGCUGGCCAUCGCGCUGGGCGUGGCCCUUCCUGUCGUCGGGCUGCUGCUGUGCGUCGCCCUGCUGGCCAUCAUCGUCGGCGUGUGGGUCGGGUCGCGCCGCGGGGGCGACCGGUACCGGAAGGACUACUACAUCGACAUGGCCGAGCUGGAGAUCGGGCCGCAGCUGGGCCAGGGCGGCUUCGGCGAGGUCUACAAGGCCACCUGGAAGGGCACCGAGGUGGCUGUCAAGCUCAUGCCCGAGGGCGCAGCGGCCAGCAGGGAGGCCCGCGAGAACUUUGUCCAGGAGGUGGCGAUCAUGAGUACGUUGCGGCAUCCCAACGUGGUGCUGUUCAUGGCGGCCUGCACCAAGCCGCCAAAGCUCUGCAUCGUCAUGGAGUACAUGGCCCUGGGUUCACUCUACGAUUUGCUACACAACGAGCUGGUGCCCGAGAUACCCCUGUCUCUGAAGCUGCGCAUGGUCCACCAGGCGGCAAAGGGCAUGCACUUCCUCCACGCCUCCGACAUCGUCCACCGCGACUUCAAGUCCCUCAACCUCCUGCUCGACAACAAGUGGAACGUCAAGGUGGCGGACUUUGGGUUGACCAAGUUCCGAGACUCGGUCAAGCACAAGCAGGGCGACGACGGCAAUGGCGGCGGGGCGAUGGUGGGCAGCGUGCCCUGGAUGGCGCCCGAGGUCCUGCAGGAGGAGAACAACUGCGACUUCCGAUUGGCCGACAUUUAUUCGUUCGGCAUCGUGCUCUGGGAGGUCCUGACCCGCGACCAGCCCUACGCCGGCAUGGCCCCGCCCCAGGUGGCGGUCUUGGUCAUCACCCAGGAUCUCCGGCCGCGGUUGCCGCGCGACGACCAGUUCCUGGGCGACGGCGAGCGCGCAUUGGCCCGGCUCACGACCAAGUGCUGGCAGCGCGACGCUCCCAUGCGACCAGAUUUCAUCGAGAUCAUGCAGGUCCUGGUCGACAUAGGCAACGCCCACGGCGGCGUCAGCAGCGGCCUCUUCGGGACCGGCACGAGCAGCAGCGGCUCCAGCUCGCACCACCACUCGUCGGCCCUGCUCAACACCGGCACCACGACACUGGGCGUUCGGUCGACUGGCAGCGCAUCGUCGUCGCAUGGGAACCGGAGCGGACACAGCUCGGCAUCCAGCUCGAGCGGCCAUAGCGGCAUUGGCGGCGCUGCGGCUCCGUCGGCGCCCAAACUGCUGCGAUUGGCGGCGCCCAGGCGCGACGUCAGCUUCGUCGUGUGCGAUCUGGCCGAGUUCGACCGCGUGUGGCAGGCCAGCCCGACCGAGGCCGAGCGGGCCAUCGAGCUCUACGGCGCCCUGGUGCGCCAGCGCGGCCAGGCCGAGCUCGGCGCCCACCUAUUCUCCCUGCCGGCCCUCCACUCGGGCGGCACCUUCAUGCUGGCCUUCGGCGACCCCGCCAACGCCGCCCGCUUCGCACUGGCCCUGCGGCGCGACCUGCUCGCCCGCGAUAACCCGCGCCUGACCGGCUGCUGGCGGGUCAGCAUCGACCAUCGGCCGGACUCGUGCCCGGCGCCCGCCGACGACCACACCCGCACCGGCUACGAGCCGCGCGACUUCGCCGACGCGUGCCGGCUCAACACGCGGUGCCCGCUGGGCGGCAUCGUGUGCUCGGCCGCGUUCGGGCGGCGGCUGCAGGCGGCCAUGGGCGGCACCCGGGACGGGCUCGAGGCCCUCGUGCGCCUGGUCGAGCGCCAGGCCGACGGCGGCGCUUCGUCGCGCGUGUUCGACGCCAGCGACCACGACCUCGACGAACAGCUCAACCGGGCCAGCGAGGAGGAAGGCGAAGCUCGAGGCGACGAGCCUGAUGGCGAUGACGACGAUGAAUUCGGCCAGCGCCGGAACACCAGCCACGCGGCGGUGGAGGCGUCGGGCCUGUGUUCGUCGAACGCGUGCCACUGGAUCAUCAACACGGAGCGCAUCAAGCUGGGCGAGGUGCUGGGCGAGGGCAACUACGGCAAGGUGACCGAGGGCCAGUACUUUGGCACGCGGGUGGCGGUCAAGCGCCUCUUCAACUCGCGCCUGGACGACGCCGGCAUGCGGCGCAUGAGGCGCGAGGCCGCCAUUCUGUCCAACCUGGACCACCCGCGCGUCGUCAAGCUCAUCGGCCUGGCCCUGGCCGACGACGCCGGCCACCACCACCUGCAACUGGUCAUGGAGCUGGUGCCGCGGGGCAGCCUGCGCGGGGUCCUGUCCAACGCGUCGAUCUCCGACCGCAGCCUGCCCUGGGCCAAGCGGCUGUCCAUGCUACGCGACGCGGCGCUGGGCCUGGAAUUUCUCCAUGGCAACGGCGUGUUGCAUAGGGACAUCAAGUCCUCCAAUCUCCUGGUCGACGACGACUGGAGCGUCAAGGUGGGCGACUUUGGCUUCGCCACGGCCAAGCAGGACAACGCGACCAUGACCCGCUGCGGCACCCCGUGCUGGACCGCGCCCGAGAUUUUGUGCCCGCCGCUGCCCACCACCGCCUCUUCAUCAUCAUCGCCGGCCGACCCGCCCAAGGCCAACUACACCGAAGCCGCCGACGUCUACAGUUUCGGGAUAGUGAUGUGGGAGGUGCUGACGCGGAAGGUGCCGUACGCGGAGGGGAACAUGAUGACGGUGGUGCACGACGUGCUGGCCGGCAAGCGCCCGCGGGUGCCGUCGGACUGCCCGCAGGCCUUCGCGGGCCUCAUGGAGCGCUGCUGGCACCGCAAGCCCGGCAAGCGCCCGACCAUGAACGAAGUCCUCCUCCACCUCAACUCCCAACUCGACUCGCUGCCUCUGUGA
Molecule: messenger RNA, 5007 nt
Organism: Acanthamoeba castellanii str. Neff
Lineage: Eukaryota; Discosea; Longamoebia; Acanthamoebidae
Product: serine/threonine kinase
Exons: 6
Coding region: 1-5007 (1668 amino acids)
Biological process (GO): protein phosphorylation
Molecular function (GO): ATP binding; protein kinase activity
Source: RefSeq, a predicted model, not a curated record